Suhomyces tanzawaensis NRRL Y-17324 is the source of this 2895-nucleotide messenger RNA. RefSeq names its product Ecm21p (gene ECM21). The transcript has 2 exons. NCBI's taxonomy places the organism in Eukaryota, Fungi, Ascomycota, Pichiomycetes, Serinales, Debaryomycetaceae. The record is from RefSeq and is a predicted model, not a curated record. The annotation marks the transcript as partial.
AUGCCCCGUGCCUUCAGCCUCGACAAGUUCAAGCACAAGGUGGGCCGCCGCUCGUCAGAGCCGUUGUUGUUGGUGGAGCCCAACCCUUCCGCUUCCGAUAGGAGAAGCAGCACCAGCAACCCUUCCAUCGUGAUUUCUGACCCCAACCCCAGAAACCACGCUGACGACUCCGAAACAGGCCCCCAGUACGCAUCGUUGACGGCCCACCCCCGUCUCCGAGCCCACGGCAGCACCCACGCCGCCAACACUUCCAAGAAACAGGUCAAAGAGCUCAUCAAGCAGGAAAGCGCCCACAUCAUCCUGAAGAAGUUGGUGCACACCCUCCACGAGUUGGGGCUCCAGAACCCCAUCCCGCUCAAGGCCACCAACGGCUCCCCCAACGGCUCGGUGUCCAAGACCACCAAGCUCUACGUGGCCAACACCAACGACUGUAUCUACCUUGCGCCCGCUUCCCUGGCUAGUUUCACCUACGAGGACGUCGAAAAUGGCGGCAACGCUUCCAACAGCAACAAUUUGAACGCCAACGACCUCUUGGACAUGGACUCUGAAUACAAUCAGCACGCCUCGCAUGAUGACGAGUCGGCAGUGGUUUCUGACGACGACGACCCCAUACUCAGUUCCCACUUCAACGAAAACGUCCGCCGACACAGCAACAGCUUCAACAACAGCGUGACCGCAGAUCCCAACUUGGAGAACAUCCCCUCCAGGUUGCAGCAAAAGAUGGACUCGUUCAGUUCUCCUAAUUACCUUUGUACCAAAAUUGAUUCCGACAAGCCUAUUCCCCACACUUUUGCCGUUAUUAUAGAGCUCAGCAAGGACACCAGAAGUGUCCGUGAUGUCAAAUUCGAAUUCCAAUCCAUGACCAAUAUACUAUGGCCCACAGGUGAUCCAUACAGCAAGGGCCAUGUUCGCGAACGCUUCAGAAUCGGCCACAUGGAAUGGAACACAAGUCUAGGCGAGGCCGAUUACUAUAUCAAUUCAUCCAACACCAACGACGUGAAGACAAAGAAACUCACCCCAGACGACCUAGCCAGGCGUACUAGAGAGUACAAGCUAAUCAAUAUUAGAGAUUUGGCAAACGGGGUGGAUAAAGCCAAUAAGGCGAAAGAAGACAAUUGGCUGACCACCUCAUCCAACGGAACUCUCUCGUACAGCACUCCCGGGGCUUCAUCUUCGUCGCCAAACGACGUAUUUAAAGCGGGUCACUAUGUGUUCCUACUUCCAAUUUUACUUCCGCAGCACAUCCCAGCUACUAUAGUGUCUAUUAAUGGUUCACUAGAACACUCUUUGUUUGUGUCUUUUUCCAAAACCAGUGACAAGAUUAACCGUAAGGUUAAAGUUCUUGGAAACUACCAACUUCCCAUGGUUAGAACACCACCAUCCUUUGCAAAUUCGAUAGCAGAUAAACCCAUUUAUGUCAACCGGGUUUGGAAUGACUCUCUCCACUACAUUAUCACAUUUCCUAAGAAAUAUGUGGCAUUAGGAGCAGAGCAUGUGGUGAAUGUCAAGUUAGUUCCUUUAGUUAAGGAUGUGAUCAUCAAGAGAAUCAAGUUUAAUGUUUUGGAAAGAAUUACUUAUGUCUCGAAAAAUUUGUCGAAAGAGUAUGAUUACGAUAGUGAAGAUCCUUAUUAUUUGAGGGGAUUAUCAUCCGACAAUAAGGUCAGAGAGAGAGUGGUCCCUUUGUGUGAAUUGAAGACAAAAAUGAAGCCAAAUAACACAUCUGGUAAUGAGCCUUACAAAGAAGAAGUAAUAAAAUGUCCCGAGAAUAAUUUGUUGUUUGUUUGCUAUGAGCCUGAUGAUGAAUUGGACAACUUAAACUUGAACGAUCCCUUAUGCAAAGGCGAUCAGCAACCAAACACAACCAUUGCAUCUCCUUUGGAUAUUAAUAUUGCCUUACCAUUCCUCACCACAAGGACGGAUAAGACCAUGCUCACUAACUCAGAUGGAGAUGACUCAGAUCUUACACCAAGACAGGGUUCAAUUUCGAAUGAUAGGUUUGCUUCUGUUGAUGGAAUGGGUAAGAGACCGUCUAAGUCGGAUCAAGGUGCUCCUUCUUCCCCUGGUCUCUCACCAACUUCACCAAUAAUUGGCACAUUGGAGACAAACAUGAGUCACUCGUUCAGCAACAAUGAAGAUUAUUCAAGUAUGAAUGAUUUCUUUACUCCGGAUUCUUCUGCGUACAUCAAUGAUGAACAUGGAACAAGUUCCAGCCCAAGUGAGAAUAUUCAACUGGGGUUCACACAUGUGGCACGGGCCUUGUAUCCAGACUCAAAUUUCAGGCAUGUUCAAAUUCACCAUAGAUUACAGGUUUGUUUCAGGAUCUCUAAGCCUGAUCCGAAAGAUGAUUUCAGAAUGCACCACUACGAAGUUGUUGUUGAUACGCCGUUAAUUUUGGUAAGUUCCAAAUGUAACGACGAGUCGAUCCAAUUACCAGAAUAUGAUGAAAUAUUUACUACCCAAGAAUUUGGGGAACCUACAGGAUCCAAGCCAAGAUUCAGAACCCCAAAUUUUGGCACUGCAAGUUACGACAACAACGGAGUUACCAUCAAAGCUUUGAACGAACAGGGAGAUGAACGCUUACCAUCAUUUGAAGAAGCUACAUCUACCCCUUCGUCCCCAAUUACCAGGACAUUUUCGAUCUCUGAGGACCCCUUGAGUCGAAUACCAUCAAUUUCAGCGCUGGGACCGUCUUUCAAUCCGAAUUAUCUACCCAGGGGUCCUGCUCCCGCUUACGAAGCCCCAUCAUCACCUUCUCCAGCUCGCCCCAGUAAUCUUGAGGAUCCAGUGCUUGGCCCAUUGAACAUCGAUCAAUUGGUGAAUCUUGAUUCAGCUUCAUCAAGUUCUACUAUCAGAACUUCGAGAUUGCGAUCGUCUCUAGUAAGUUCGUUCGCACCA